UGUUAGGGUUCCGGCAAUGUGCAGCUUGCAGCGAAGAAAUGGAAGAGAAAGGGCACAAAAACCUGAACUUGAAGUUGAAAGUUGCUUGCAUAGCAGCGUGUGCAGAACUCUCCUCUUCAAUGACUUCAUUCAAUGUUUCAGUCAAGCACGCGCUCUUUACUAUAUUCCCUCUUUGAGCUGUCCGUGAGUGGCAUGACUCCCAGCCCCCAAAGCACAGUUCUCACUAAUACCGGGGAAGUGGAAAGAGGGUGCAGGCGCUGAGAAUCAGAAUACAGGUUUUGGAGACACACUUUUCCAAUGGUCAUGCUGCCCCAUAUUGUUGCAAUAGCGAUACUUCAAGUUACUAAGGAGGGAGGCCGCAGGAGGUGGUGGCAACCUGAAGGCGAUGGCCCUUGACGAGAAGGGCCAGCGGCUGAAGCAUGCAAAACUUGAGACAGAGCUCCGUUAUCUGGAAGACCUCUACACCUUUGCUGUCAAGGAGCAAUUGCUCCCAGCUCCGUCCACCGGUCUGAGAGCCAGCCGGAAUUCAGUGCACCCAAAACCGGACCGCCAACCAGUCGGCAAAAGCGGUGCCGACACUUUCCCCUGUGCGCUGCAUGCUGGUCUUCCAUGGAUACGGAUAGAGGACCAGCGGGGAAUCUAUUUCCGGGAAUACGAAGUGGUCGACCAAGGACAAGGGUACUACCGGCUUCCGAUGUCAAAAUUCCGUGCUGAUCCAUUACCGGUGCGUUCCAAGCAGAGGUGGUUGUGAGCCUUUCGUAUGAGGAGGAGUCCGAUCGGGUUCCAGGAACUUGAGUUGGUAAAAAGCAGGCACCAGAGAUUCAUUUACAGCGCGCCAGGGCAUGUGGUGCCUGCCGCCGGAGCAAUCCUGAGGCUCCCAGACAGCAUGAUAGAGUAGAAGCUACUGAAAUGCGUGCGAUAUGUGGCGUUUGCUUUAGUUGAUUCCUCGACGCUGAUGAAUUCGAAACGACUCACCGAUCACUUGAAAAUCGGGCCCAGAAUGCGGGCUUACUGCGCC
This is a messenger RNA of Klebsormidium nitens, 1018 nucleotides long. Lineage: Eukaryota; Viridiplantae; Streptophyta; Klebsormidiophyceae; Klebsormidiales; Klebsormidiaceae. The record is from the annotation of a GenBank genome assembly.